Molecule: messenger RNA, 1185 nt
Organism: Seminavis robusta
Lineage: Eukaryota; Bacillariophyta; Bacillariophyceae; Naviculales; Naviculaceae
Source: the annotation of a GenBank genome assembly
AUGAGGCAACGGCGGCAAUCUUUGAGGAAUGUUGCCGAAGAAAAGGCGGGGGGAGUCCCUGCCUCUCGAUGGGGUGUUACCAAAGCUCAAUUCAUCGAGUUUGUGGAUGUGGUUCGCUGUUACCAGGCACGGGGCCUGCUGCGAAAUAUCCCGCCACCAUCUCUCGAGCCGAAAAAGAAAGACGAAUCUGCCCAAGCUUUGGUACGACGUAAUAGUUCGGCAUCUUUGGGGAGCGUCGCAAAGAAGCAACUGUUUAGUAAACAUUCGGUAGACACACCACCGCAGCUCUCCUCCCAAAAGCCAUUCCAGUAUCCUGACUACAAGUUCAAUGAUCCCAAUGUAGGCCCCACAAUCUAUCAGAUCAACCAUCAAAUCAUCAAACCGAUCACCAAGGGUACUCUCUUAGAGCGCUUGAAGCUUCGUCGAAGAUAUGCUGGGUAUCAUUGGGAUAACCUGGCCGCUAAGGAUGCACUGCCGAAAUCCAGUUGGGCCCUCAUGAAGAAUCCAUCUGGAGUUGAUAUCGAUCUCUUUGUCUCCCAUGCAUGGGCAGAAGGAAUCUAUGAAUUUGCCAACCAUCUACUCAGUGAAUGGCCCCAUGAGUGUCAAGCUGCCUACAUUUGCUUCCUGUCUAAUCCACAAAACCUAGACAAGAAGCUUUAUCUUGGAAGGUCUGGCAAUCUGCAAGACAAUGCCUUCUACAAGGCUCUCCAGAGCAACUACAUGAAGCAAAUGGUCAUUAUAUCAACCCAAAAUGUCCCAAUUCAUCGGAGGGCUUGGUGCUGUUUUGAGGCAUAUGUGGCUUUACAACAGAACAUUCCUGCCACAAUUGGCGGGGACAAGAGAUAUCUGUCAACGAUGCGGGAACGAGUUCGUGAAUACAGAGUAACCAAAGAACUAGAACGACAAGGACGGGAAAUCAGGAUGCAAGGCCACCUCGACUACCUGGAGCACAAAGUGGAAAUUCACAUUUUGCUCUUUUGUUUCAAGUGCUUCUGUCUGGGAGUCGCGUAUCUGUACUUUUCGGGUACAGAUCUGAGGAGUUUCCUGAUGUUUGUGGCAAAGAGCUUGGUCAAGCUGGUUGCAAUCAUUGCCUUUUGCAUUGUUGCACCGGUCAUGGUUUUUGAAGAGCGAAAGCUGAGCGGCAGCAAAGUUAUUGCAGCACCCGUUAUGGCCGUGUAUCACGUG